AUGGCUGAUGAGGUGACACUGUUGGAUUUUUGGGCAAGUCCUUUCGGAAUAAGAGUGAGAGUAGCAUUGGCAGAGAAGGGAGUCAAGUAUGAGUACAGUGAACAAGACUUGAGGAACAAGAGUGCAUUGCUUCUUCAGAUGAAUCCAGUUUACAAGAAGAUCCCAACUCUCAUCCACAAUGGAAGAUCAGUUUGUGAAUCCCUCAUUAUUGUUCAGUAUGUUGAUGGUGCAUGGAAGGACAAGGCCCCGUUGCUGCCUUCUGAUCCUUACCAAAGAGCCCAGUCCUUAUUCUGGGGUGAUUUUAUUGAUAAAAAGGUAUUUGAAUAUAGCAAGAAGAUAUGGACGACGAAAGGAGAAGAUAUGGAGGCAGCCAAAAAGGAUUUCAUUGAGUGCCUCAAGUUGUUGGAAGGAGAGCUUGGAGACAAGCCCUAUUUUGGGGGUGAGAACCUUGGGUAUGUAGAUGUUGCAUUUGUCCCUUUCUAUUGCUGGUUUUAUGCCUUUGAGACCUGUGGAAACUUUAGCAUUGAGGCUGAGUGUCCCAAGAUCAUUGCAUGGGCCAAGAGGUGCAUGCUGAAAGAGAGUGUAUCCAAGUCUCUUCAAGAUCCAAAAAAGGUGUACGAGUUUGUCUUGGAGCUCAGGAAGAGGUUUGGGGUGGAUUAG
Molecule: messenger RNA, 660 nt
Organism: Dovyalis caffra
Lineage: Eukaryota; Viridiplantae; Streptophyta; Magnoliopsida; Malpighiales; Salicaceae
Source: the annotation of a GenBank genome assembly